CUAUUUUCCCGGAAGUAACUGUCAAACUGACCGUGGAGCACUGAUUGUACUACAUCUGUUGAUAAGCAGAGAAAAGUAGGUAGAUAGGGGGAAAUAACGGUACACUUUUAAACAAACUCACAUAAAACAAUAAUGGAAAGUGUAUCCUCGCCGUUACGGUGCUUCGGCGAAUGUCACACCGCGGAGAAAUACACGGAUGACGGAGUGGAGACGGUGACUUCGGUAGAACAGAGAAAAGUCGAACGCAGUAUUCAAGAAGUAGUCAGUGUUUACAAGCAGAUACACAGCUUACCGCACACCACCACUGUUUUCGCCACCAUGACCGAGCCCACUCUAUUGAGGGACCAGCACUACCAGUACCUGAAGAAAGGAUUACGUCAUCUCUCCGAUGCUUAUGAGUGUCUGGACGCCAGCAGGCCCUGGCUGUGCUACUGGAUUCUACACAGUCUGGAGCUGCUGGAGGAACCUGUGCCCACCGCUAUCGCCUCAGAUGUGUGUAAGUUCCUGGCGCGGUGUCAGAGUCCUACUGGGGGUUUUGCUGGAGGUCCAUGUCAAGCUGCCCACCUGGCUCCCACCUACGCUGCUGUCAACGCACUCUGUAUCAUCGGCACCCAGGAGGCAUACAACAUUAUCGACAGGGAGAAGCUGCUCUCCUUCCUGUUCUCUGUGAAGCAGCCAGAUGGGUCCUUUGUGAUGCACAUAGGAGGAGAGGUGGAUGUCAGGAGUACGUACUGUGCUGCGUCGGUGGCGUCUCUCACCAACAUCAUGACACCCACUCUGUUCCAGGACACUCCCACGUGGAUUGUCAGCUGUCAGAACUGGGAGGGGGGUCUCGGGGGCGUCCCUGGGCUAGAGGCCCAUGGAGGGUACACCUUCUGUGGGACGGCUGCCAUGGUCAUCCUGGGGAAGGAGCACAUGCUGGAUCUCAAGUCUCUGCUGCGGUGGGUGGCCAGCAGACAGAUGAGGUACGAGGGAGGGUUCCAGGGUCGUUGUAACAAACUGGUGGACGGCUGCUACUCCUUCUGGCAGGCUGGGCUGCUGCCACUGCUACACAGAGCCCUCUUCAAAGAAGGGGACUCUACAUUGAGCCUGCAGAAGUGGAUGUUUGAGCAGCAGGCGUUGCAGGAGUACAUCCUCCUCUGCUGUCAGAACCCUGCUGGAGGGCUGCUGGACAAGCCUGGCAAAUCCAGAGACUUCUACCACACCUGUUACUGUCUGAGUGGUCUGUCCGUAGCGCAGCACUUUGGCAACAUGGAUCUGCACCACGAGCUGAUCGUCGGCCGGGAGGAGAACAGACUGGCCCCCAGCCACCCCGUCUACAACAUCUGUCCAGAGAAGGUAGCCCAGGCCAUCCAACACUUCCACCAGCUGCCUGUCCCCGUGCCUGCACAGAAAGAGGGGUCCUCGGCCUGCAACACUACCGCUGACCACUCCUAGUGCUCACAGUGUAGGCAUGGCUAUGAGCGUAUUUGAGGGGGGUCAAUUUGAGCAUGAAGGCGAUGCUCCGAAUCGCUUAUCUUGAAUGAAUAGUUAUUUGGGAUGCAAGGUUUGUCUAUAUCGGUGAUUCUUUUGCACUACGGCUGCAAUGAUAAACUCUGGGAUAAGGUAGUAGUGGCACAUAACCCCUGAUACAGGAUCAGAUAUUUUUGUCAUCCACCUUAGGAUUCAGGGGAAAUCUGUUCCUAGAUCUGUGGUUAGGAGCAACUUCUAGUGCCUUCAGAAUGUAUUCACACCACUUGAUUUUUUUCCAAAUUUUUGAUGUUACAAAGUGGGAUUAAAAUGGAUUAAAUUGUCAUUUUUGGUCAACGAUCUACACAGAAUUCUACCUUUAAAAAAAAAAAAAUUGUUUUUUUUUAAUAUAAGUUCACACAUUCUUUAAAAAGUAAUGGUUGUUAAUCAUUGAUAAGACUUGAAUGCCAAGUCUUAUAUCAAGUAGAUAUAAGUAAAAACUGUAACUAGACCACUCAAAUAUUCAAUGUUGUCUUGGUUAAGCAAAUCCAGUGUAGAUUUGACCUUGUGUUUUAGGUUAUUGUUCUGCUGAAAGGUGAAUUCAUCUUUUUGGUAGAAAGAUUUUCCUCUAGGAUUUUGCCUGUGCUUUGCUCCAUUCUGUUAAUUGUUUUAUCCUGAAAAACUCCCCAGUCCUUAACAAUGACAAAUAUACCCAUAACAUGAUGCAGCCACUAGUAUUCUUGAAAAUAUGGAACGUGGUAUUGGAUUUUGCCCCAAACAUAACACUUUGUAUUCAGGACAAAACAUUAAUUUAUUAGCCACAUUUUUUGCAGUAUUACUUUAGUACCUUGUUGCAAACAGGAUGUAUGGAGGCUUCCUUCUUUUCAAUUAGGUUAGUAUUGUGGAGUAAGUACAAUGUUGAGCCAUCCUCACCGUUGGCCUCAUGGUGAAAUCCCAGAGCAGUUUCCUUCCUUUCCGGCAACUGAGUUAGGAAGGACGCCUGUAUCUUUGUAGUGACUGGGUGUAUUGAUACACCAUACAAAGUGUAAUAAAUAACUUCAUAAUGAUCAGAGGGAUAUUUAUGUUUUACCAAUCGGUGCCCUUCUUUGCAAGGCAUUGAAAAACCUCCCUGGUCUUUGUGGUUGAAUCUGUGCUUGAAAUGCACUACUCGAUUGAGGGGCCUUACCUGAAUGUGUAGGGCAGUCAUUCAAAAAUCAUGUUAACCACUAAUAUUGAACACAGUGGGUCCAUGUGACUUGUUUUAACACUGUUACUCUUGAACAUAAGUUAGUCAUAACAAAAGGGGUGAAUAGUUGACUCAAAACAUUUCAGCAUUUUUAAAAACAAAAUGUUCUGCAAACAAAAUUCCACCUCUGAAAUUAUGGGUAUCAAUGACACAAUCUAAAUGUAAUUCAUAUUCAAAUCUGUCUGCAACACAAAUUGUGGAAGAGUUAAAGGGGUGUGAACGUUGUGACGGGACUGUAAAUGUGGAGCGGUGUGCUUGCUGAGAAGUGGACUACAAGUAUCCAUCCAGCAAAAAUGGGUUGAUUGCUGGUCCCCAACUGACAAACAAGGGAUUGAGAGAAGAGGAGAAAAUUAGGGCUGUCCAAAUAAAGGCCUGAGUAUAAA
Messenger RNA from Oncorhynchus nerka (sockeye salmon), 3078 nucleotides. It is a transcript of the gene fntb, whose product is annotated as farnesyltransferase, CAAX box, subunit beta. The record is from RefSeq and is a predicted model, not a curated record. Gene Ontology annotation, cellular component: protein farnesyltransferase complex. Gene Ontology annotation, biological process: protein farnesylation. The transcript is spliced from 13 exons. The coding region runs from base 133 to 1437 and encodes 434 amino acids. NCBI's taxonomy places the organism in Eukaryota, Metazoa, Chordata, Actinopteri, Salmoniformes, Salmonidae. Gene Ontology annotation, molecular function: protein farnesyltransferase activity.